Solea solea (common sole) is the source of this 4711-nucleotide messenger RNA. RefSeq names its product solute carrier family 1 member 5 (gene slc1a5). Gene Ontology annotation, cellular component: plasma membrane. The coding region runs from base 948 to 2540 and encodes 530 amino acids. The transcript is spliced from 8 exons. The record is from RefSeq and is a predicted model, not a curated record. Gene Ontology annotation, molecular function: L-aspartate transmembrane transporter activity; symporter activity; neutral L-amino acid transmembrane transporter activity. NCBI's taxonomy places the organism in Eukaryota, Metazoa, Chordata, Actinopteri, Pleuronectiformes, Soleidae. Gene Ontology annotation, biological process: L-aspartate import across plasma membrane.
UGUUUGUUUGUUUUAAGUGGUGCUGCUGAAGUCCCUAUAUUAAGACAUACCUUAUAUAUGGUGUCCUUGUUUAACCGGUGUUUGGGUAUAGGUAAUGUCAUCUGCCUUUGAUCUUUCAUCACCCAUCCCAUCCGGUCCACAAAUCUAACAAUCCCUCGUUUUAUGUAGCAUUUAGGCUUUAUUUAUCUUAAAAGAGAACUACAGUUAUGUGUGGGUCUCACUCUGAGUGCUGUACUGGCUGCUGCUGAUAUUGCUCUUACCACAUCCUGGCCACAGUGGAAGAGAUUAAAACAUGGCUUUUAAUUGCAGCGACUUCAUCACUCCUCCUCUCAUGUUUGGCUCCACUGUGCAUAGACUACAUAGAGUCUAACGUUCCAGGGUUAGUUAGAGGGAUGGAAUGUCAAAUAAGGUGAAAAAACCUUUAACAAUAAUAUCUAUUUGAGACUACAGAGGUUUCAUGAAUUGUUGGUGGUGUCCAUCUCCCCUCCAGUGAGGGGAAAUGGCAAGUUAAAUAUUUCAAAAACGAUAAAUGGCAGAUAAGACGUUAAAUGUAAUCUAUGAAAUGUUGGUGGUUUCUGGAUCUUGUUCCCCGAGUGUUUCUACUCUACUUUUACUUAGCACAAAUACAAUUAUUUGUGUACGCACUAUAAAAUGCCAUACAGGACACAUGCAACUCUCUCUUGUAUUGCGUCUUAAUGCAUGUAAUGGAAGAUGUGAAUAGUAAUUCACCAAGACUGACUUUACAACCGCGCCCCCGGCUCAUGCGUCACAGGGAGGAGUUACAGCUGCCAGAACAGUUGGUAGAUAAAGAGCAGAGCCGCAGAUUUGUUGUGUGUUGCCAGCUCAAGGCGCGUAAAAGUCACUCCCGCUUUUGUCGUUUUUUUUUUUGUCAUUUGUCUUUGUUUUUAGGUUAAGGAUAAGUUUAAGUGGAACUCCGUGCGCGCACAAUGGCUGAGAAGAUUGACAUGGAGGAGGCGAAGGCGUCCAACGGAGAGGCGCUCGCCAACGGCUUGAGCAACCCGAAAAUCAGCAGCCCGGAGCCGCUGUCCCAGCGGGUGAAGAGGAUAGUGAAGAACAACCUGCUGGUUAUCCUCACUGUGGCCGGGGUCAUCAUCGGUGUUUUCAUCGGACUCACCGUGCGUAAUGCCACGCUGACCAGGACCCAGAUGAUCUACGUGGGCUUCCCCGGCGAGGUCCUCAUCCGGCUACUGAAGAUGAUCAUAAUCCCGCUGGUUGUGUGCAGUCUGGUGUCCGGGGCCGCCAGCAUCGACCCCAAAGCCCUGGGCAAGCUCGGCGGCUGGGCCAUGCUCUUCUUCCUGGUCACCACAUUGAUCGCCUCGUCCAUUGGUGUCGUGAUGGCGUUCAUCGUGAACCCCGGCGUGGUGGAACUCGGGAAACCAAAAAUCCAGGGUCUGUCCGACGACUUGCCCGCUGCUAAAGACGUGAUAGACUCUUUCCUGGACCUCAUCAGGAACAUCUUUCCCUCCAACCUGGUGUCUGCUGCUUUUCAAUCAUAUGGAACCACCUACAAGUCUAUUACGUCGAAUGGCACAGACGGAAACCUCACAGUGGAGACGGUGCCCUUUCCCUCAGACCAGGAUGGCAUGAAUAUUCUUGGUCUGGUGGUGUUUGCCAUAGUGUUUGGUGUGGCUUUAAGAAAGCUGGGAGAGGAAGGAGAGAUCCUCAUCAGGUUCUUCAACUCCUUCAACGAGGCCACUAUGGUGAUAGUCUCCUGGAUCAUGUGGUAUGCACCUAUUGGUAUCAUGUUCCUUGUAGCUGGAAAGAUUGUUGAGAUGGAGAAUGUAGGAAUGCUGUUUGCCAGUCUGGGAAAAUACAUCGCCUGCUGCAUCAUCGGACAUGCCAUCCAUGGCCUUUUGAUAAUGCCCGCCAUCUACUUUGUCUUCACGAGAAAAAACCCGUACACCUUCCUCUGGGGGAUAUUCACUGCUCUUGCAACAGCUUUUGGAACGAGUUCAAGCUCUGCCACGCUUCCCCUGAUGAUGAAGUGUGUGGAGGAAAACAACGGCGUGUCCAAGCAGAUCAGCCGCUUUAUCCUGCCCAUCGGAGCGACGGUCAACAUGGACGGAGCCGCCCUCUUCCAGUGUGUGGCCGCGGUUUUCAUAGCACAGCUCAACAACGUUUCCCUCAACUUCGUCCAAGUCAUUACCAUCCUCGUGACAGCUACAGCGUCCAGUGUUGGAGCCGCAGGUAUACCUGCUGGUGGUGUGCUGACACUCGCUAUCAUCCUGGAGGCUGUGUCUCUGCCCACCAGUGACAUCUCUCUCAUCCUGGCUGUGGAUUGGCUCGUUGACCGAACUUGCACCGUGCUGAACGUAGAGGGCGAUGCCUUUGGAGCGGGGCUCCUGCAGUUCUUUGUGGAUCGUCAGGCCAAACAGCAGGAAGGAAACGAGCUGAGCGAGGUGCGGUUGGAGGGUGAGCCAUCGGCGGCUGCACCCGAACACUCGCCACUCAUUGAGAAACGAGGUGGGGCGGACAGUGGAAAGCCAACGGCGUCCAGUGAAAAAGAGUCUGUCAUGUAAAAUCGGCCGCUGACAUCAUCACUUUGACACUCCUGAGAACUGAAACCAGAGGUUCAGACCUCCCCCCAUAUUAUUAUUUUUUCCCUCCUGUCCUGAAGGAAAGCGGAAAGACAACAUGCACUGCACAAUGCAAAGAAAAACACAUAUUCUACCCAGUGACUUGGGUUUUUCGUUUCGAGGGACAGGAUUGUGCAUUUCUACUUGCUGUCUUGACUCGCAUUGGUGUUGCGUUCGGUUGGUCCUCAUCACUUUUUCAAGUCAGAAUUUGAGCAUUUGACCACGUGUGCGUCUACCAUGUGUUCAUCAGUGACGCGUGUUGCCAGUGGGAUGUCAAAAGGCUGGACCAGUGACUCCUUACAUGGUGUCAGAUCCAUUUUUUUACAAAUCUUAAGUUGUGUUACAUACAUCUUUAGUAGAAAUUGGGUUACGUGGAUGCAGUUGCCUAUCUGCUGUUACUGCCUGUUCAUUUUUCCUCCCCAUGAAAAGCACGGUCAAUUCUGACUUCAAAAGAUGAUGAGAACGUUUAGUAAGACAGUUUUUAUAUAUCACCCAUCUGGAAUCUCCUUUUUUUUUUCUUUUCUUUUUUUAAACUGUGUUUGUGAGUAACCAGUAAAACACACCACAUAUGAUGUACACGGUAUCAUCAUACUGUAGAUUUAUUAUGAGCAUAUUUUAUGUAUUUUAUGAUACAGGAAUGUGGCCACUCUCCUACAGAUUUUAUCUAAGGCUGUGCAUAAAACUAAAUAUCUCGUAUAUUGUUCACUGAAACAUUAGCUCAGUCUGUAUGAAAGUUGCUGUAGUAAUUUAUGAAAAGUUAUUUCUUUUUUUUUGUGUCUUUCGUUGGGGUUAAAAGCUUUUAUUAGUCUCUUAUUGUGACUUUACUUAUUCCAGGCCAGUGGUUGUACACAAUCGCUUUCUCAUGGUGAGAAAAAGCAAUACACUUCUUAAGAUUAUAUUUAUACGACAAAGCACACCAAAUAUCCUUAAUAGCAUCCCAAAGAUGAAUGUAGGACUCUUUCUUAAGGACUCGCACAAUUUGAUGUCGGAGCAUUUUCUUCUGCUUCUUCACAUGGACAUCAGGCUACAACAGGACCUCAGGUUCACCUCUUGCUUGAAGGCUGUCCUUCAUUUGCUUCUUAAAAUUUAAGGAACCAAAAAAAUCCAGCAGGAACAAGGUUGGUUAAGUUUGGUUUGACACUGUUUUAAGAAGCGUAACCAAAAUGGCGUUAUGCCACCUUGUAUGUUUGUCUUUGAAAUGAUCUGUUCAUAAUAAUUUGUAUUUAUUUCUCAAAUUCCAAAGAUGUUUUUUGAUCGCUGUUGACAAGUUAGUAACUGAAAAAGUUUUUUUUUGCCAACUUUGAGUCUUAUAAUGGCCUGUUUUCCCCUCCAUCUUAUUUUUAAUGUGUGAGUGAGACAAUACUCUGAUUGAUUGUACUUUGGCGUUGGGCAAUUAAAAAAUAUCAAGAUCUCUAAAUUGACCGUAGGUGUGAGUGUGACAGUGAAUGGUGGUUUGUCUCUAUACGUGUCCCUGUGAUGGACUGGUGAUCUGUCCAUCUGUCCUUUUGACCUAUGUCAGCUGAGAUUGGAGACUCAGGUGGAGGAUAAAGCAGUAGAGGAUGGAUGUAUAAAGACACAAGAGAAUGUGUUAUAUGUUGGUUAUGCUCGAGAGAUACUGCAUUUCUAAAUGGUUAAUAGUAAACCUACACUAUUGAUGGUUUGUCUCUUCCAUCCCUGUCGUCUUUCACUGCGUAGAACUGAUGUGAGAUUAAAUCCUACAUGCAGUGAGUUUGUUUUUUUGGAUCAGUUUUAUAUUUUACUAGUAGUAUUAUUUUUCCGUUAUUUCAUUGCAAACCUAAUGUGUCAUUUCUCCCCUCAAGUGUCAUGAGUGCGUUAAGCUUUGCCCAAAAAACAUCUAUUGUGCUCCAGCUUGUUUUUGUUGCGGUUACGGUGCAGGGUUGUAAAGAUGGUCAUUUAAAAUGUUAUCAUUCCUCUUUGAGAUAUUUCACUAUAUGGAUGUAUGUUUUCCGUUCUGUGUGUGUCUUUGUGUGUGUGUGUGUGUGUGUGUGAGAGAGAGCGCAUGGUAGUUGUAAUGAUUUUGUUACAGUGGGGGUUGAAGUCACAUUCUUAAUGUACUGUCUGUAGGUUUUUAACAAUAAAGGCCUUUUAUCGUC